UUUCUGCCUAUGUCUCUCUCUUUCUCUCUCUCCAUCCACACCAAAUCUCUUUCGGCUACUUUGCGCAUGUACGGCCAGUCAAACCGAGCAUUGCAUCGACUCCAAGAUGGCGAAAACACGUCUGGCUUGCCUACUGACUCUCCUCUCAACUCACUGCUACUUCAGCGUGUUAGCAAUAGUCCUGAAAACGAACAACGAAUCUCCGUGGACCGAUGAGUUCGACAAAAUUGAGUUAUCAUGUUUGAUCGAGUCCAUUUCUACAACCAACCCCAGAAUUGAAUGGAAGAAGAUAACAAACGAGGGACCUAGUUAUGUGUACUUUGACAAGAAGAUCUCAGGCGACCUGGAGAACAGAGCGCUGAUCAGAGAACCUGCCACAUUACUAAUAACCAAUGCCACAAGAUCUGACACCGCCAAAUAUCGCUGUGAGGUCACCGCUGCCGAUGACCAGAGGUCCUUCGAUGAGAUUGUGAUUGACCUUGUUGUAAGAGUAAAGCCGGUGGUGCCAAAAUGCAGUGUUCCAAAAUCAGUGCCUUUUGGGAAGUCAGCUGAGCUGAGCUGUGUGGAGGAGGAGGGCUUCCCCAAGUCUCAGUACCAGUGGUUCAAGAACAGGGAGGAGAUUCCUGAGGACCCAAAGACCAGCCUCAAGUUCUUCAACUCGUCAUACACGCUCAACGCAGAAACAGGAACUCUGAAGUUCAUCGCAGUCAGAAAAGAAGAUGCAGACGAGUACUUCUGCCGAGCGAAGAACGAUGCAGGGUACUCUGAGUGUCCACCACAACGGAUGGAAGUCUAUGAUAUUGAUGUUUUGGGGAUUUUAAUGGGAGUGCUGGUGGUGGUCAUAGUGCUCUUGUGUAUAACAGCGGGGAUCUGCUGUGCAUACAAGCGAGGCUACUUCUCCAGCCAAAAACAGACGGGGAACAAUUACAAAGUUCCAGCCAAAGGAGAUGGAGUGGACUACGUCAGGACGGAGGAUGAGGGGGAUUUCCGACACAAGUCGUCAUUUGUGAUCUGAAAAGAGAGGGUGAUGAGGCGCACUGUGCUGAGUGAAAGACAUGACAUGUGGGACUGCACUCCACUCUGUCUGAUCACGGAGCUGCCACAGUUCAUGCUCGGAGCUCUCAGCACGACUGAAAUCCAACUACUCAAGUUUGCCAAAGGUGACAAGACUUCACAGGACAACAAUAUGUCAAACUAUUACACAUGUAGGGACUGAGAUUCAUUCGUCAACUGUUAUCACCACCAACUGAAUUAUUUAGCUAAAUAAUGGAGUUCUUACUUUACAGUUAUUGCAUGGUUUUAAACACCGAGCGAGGCGGAGAAAAUGAAACAUUUCUUUGUUCUGCCGGGUAGAGAAGGAGGAGACUCUGUCCUCCAAAUUCAGUCAAUCAUGAAACCUUUCUACUUAUGCUUCAAACCUUUUGUCAUUUGUAUAACAUUUCUUUUCUACUGUUGAAAUUUGUCAGACUAUUUUUGAUGGAAUAUAUUUUAAAAUGCCUAUAGAUAAAGGUUUACUUUUUUAAAUAUUUGUAAAAUACUAACAUGUGGUGUUUUUUAUUUGGUUGUGGAUAAAAAUAUGUAACACUUUAACCACUUUGCAUCAAGCUGUAAACAUUUACACCUUGCUAACGGAAGAAAGAAAGACAAAUGAAAAAUGACUUGUAUCAGCAUAUCAAGAUGUGGUUCUUGAUCGGCGGUCUUACAUAUUUAAUUUCUCCGCUGGGAAUGGCCACUUUGUGUUGUUAGAGACUUCCAUGUUAAUGUUUGUAGAUAGUCCUAGUAAGAGGCUUUGAAGAGUGCCAGUCAAAUGCUGUGAAACACUGCACACAAUCAGUGCUGCAUUUUCUUGAUUUUAAGUGUCCUUCUAUGCUUGCUGUUAAUCUUGUAUAUAUUGAAUUUACUGUCCAGGAUAGAGUUUUGCUGUUAUAUUUACGUUCAGUAUUACACUAAAAUAAUAAUACUAAUGAUAAUAAUAAUAAUAAUAAUAAUAAUAAUAAUAAUAAUACAGAGUUUGUAAGUUAACCUUCCAGACCCCACACAGCUCAGAUGUAAUACUAGUGAGUGGCCUGAUGCAGAGAGCAGAGCUUUCUGUUACUGUGAGUGACAGUUCAGGACUUUGUCUCCUGCCACUACUGACUGGUCUCAACCUAAUGAAGGUACCAAGAAGGUCAACCCUACAGUACAUACAUACUAUUACAGUCAGGUAAAGCACAUCCAACACAUUACACAGUGUUUGACAUGAAGCCUGAUUGAUCUCGUUUAAUCUGUUUACAAACUAUUAGUGCUAAUUAGAGAGUAGAUCGAAUCUAACAUUUCUAACCUUUAGUUGUGAAUAGUUAUUGUGAAAGAAAGGUCAUCUUAAGUUAGACUGAAGCUAAUAUUGUACGUAUUCCUCUCAGCAAAGCUGACCAACACCUGAGUGUUACAGUGACACACAGCAGGGGUCUGGAGGGUCAACACGAUUGUAUAUAGAUAUUUGUUCUUUUUUUUUCUUCUCAAGAUUAUGUAAAGUGAUGAAAAAUGUCCUAUUUGAGGCGAUAUGAAACUCUUACCAUUUGUAAGACUGAGAAAAGGUAACAUUUUAUCGUAUCAUUCAUAACGCAUGAACAAGAGCUUCUCAGCGACAGCAUGGCACCUGCAGUCAUGAUCCACCCUCGUGUCAGGAUUCAGAACAAACCGCUCAAUGUUUCUAAGUUCUGUCACUUUUGGCUCCUUCUCAACAUCUUUUUGAGCUCCAACCAGAUAAAACUUCACACUCCUGAAAUGUAUUCAUGUAACUUCCAUGCAGCUCACGUGAAUCUCUUGUUCAGCUGUUCUAAAUGUUUGUGUGGUAAAAUGUUAACUGAAUAUCAGUCAUGGUAGAGACGAUCUGCCCAUCGUUUGCACAUAGGAAGAAGAAACACUGCUCUGUCUUUUUCCAAGUUGCAUUAAGGAACCAAGAGAAAACGUUUCUGAGUGAACUAUUAACCACAUGAAGUUCACAAGUGAAUCCUGUUACAGGUACAUAAUACGGUGAGAUACACAGAUGCAUACAUUUCCCCUCCUCAGUUGUACAAAUGUCAUUCCUCUUAAGUGCCUUCUGCCUUUACAGUAGUCCAGUUUCUCUACAGCCAUGCUCUUCCACUUGUACAUUGCUAUGAUACUGUCGAAGGCUUCGUGUGUUGCAUUCAUUUAACCACAAAAACGGCGUUUGAGAGGAAUGAUGACACCGCAAAUUUCCACUUCCCUUUACAUACGUAUCUGCAAAUUUGUAAAUAGCUUUUUUCAAAGAAUUGAAGGUGUAGACAUGUUGAAGUAGAGAUAGAAUUAUAUUAGUGCCUAAAUAUAGUGGGAAUUAUUUUUGGUAAAGACACAUAGCACUAUUAGGCUAAAGGAAAAAAGAUGGAUACCCAAAGCAGGGAGGUUUAUAUACGGGCUCUGAUUUAUAACACGUUUAAAAAGGCGCACUGAGGUUUAUAUUUUUCAUUUAUAUCUCUGACAGCCGGGGGACUUUGAUUUUAAACCCCAGCAUUGAACAAAAUGUUCAAACCAAGAACUGACUCGGUAUUUAUGAAAGUGCCAUUCAGUUGUAAUGGAGCUGUAAUUAUUCAGGCGUCGUGAGCGUUUUAUAAAGCAGAGUUCAGUGUCAGCCACAACAGCAAACAGGAAUUGAUGUGUAGCAGCUACAUGUAGGCAUUUACCCACAGGCAGCCUGAACAAGUCUGUCUGUAGUCGGGUUGGAUGUUGUAAGGCAGCGGUGAUAGAGAUGAUACCUACAUGACAGUGAGAGAUGCUUUCCCGUGUGUGUGUGUGUGUGUGUGUUAGGGGGAAAGUUAAAUCAGGCUAACUCACCAUUGUCUUUCAACUGAAGGAUGGCAGCGCUCCACUGAUCCAGCUGUUAAACUGUUACAGACUGAGGACUGGUACAACAUGUAAGAAGACAUGAACCAAACUCACAUACAGUAGAAUGUCCAUUUGGGGCCUGCUGGGGUUGUUUUUGUUCCUUUUAGAGCCACUCUAUUUGUGAUUAAUAAAACUCACUUCUAAUAUUAUUGGA
Molecule: messenger RNA, 4036 nt
Organism: Cottoperca gobio
Lineage: Eukaryota; Metazoa; Chordata; Actinopteri; Perciformes; Bovichtidae
Gene: jam3b
Product: junctional adhesion molecule 3b
Exons: 9
Coding region: 107-1015 (302 amino acids)
Biological process (GO): cell migration; cell-cell adhesion
Cellular component (GO): cell-cell contact zone; plasma membrane; protein complex involved in cell adhesion
Molecular function (GO): integrin binding; protein heterodimerization activity; protein homodimerization activity
Source: RefSeq, a predicted model, not a curated record